Molecule: messenger RNA, 1737 nt
Organism: Amoebophrya sp. A120
Lineage: Eukaryota; Dinophyceae; Syndiniales; Amoebophryaceae
Source: the annotation of a GenBank genome assembly
AUAGGAUAAAGCCUAGAAACCAUCACGUUGCGUACCUACUGUGACACUGGUAAGUGUUCAUCUUCAACAGCGGAGGGUCGGAAACGAACAUUUUUUGUGUCCGCUGUCUCUACUACGUUGUAGUCCACCUGCUAAUUCAAGGGACUCGUAGCCACUGCCUCAACUUGGUUCACUUUUGCUGUCAAUGUCUGAGCCCCCGACAGUAAGUACUUCCUGGAUUGGGAAAUAAAAAUGACCUUCCGUGUGUCGGAAGUGGAAGUGGAUCCGACCUUGCUCACGGAUCCAUGGUAUCUGCUCCGGUUGUACCAGCAGCGCAAGCGGGCGACCACUACAACCGUAGACGACCUGCUUUUGCUAUACCGGGAUGAGGUGCAGGAGCUGAAGCACCAGGCUGUCGUACCGGAACGAAACCGCGCAUCAGGGCAUGAUCAGGCUGGGGGAGAAGCGGGAGCGCUCGCGACGUCCACAACGACUACUGAAGUGGAGUGGGAAGCGCUGUUUGGGCAGGUGAAUCGGGACCGACGGUUAAAGGCCAGCUUGGACGAGUCGCUGAAGAGCAGCAUGGAGUCCCUGGAUAACAUCACGAAUGAGAACGAAUCGCUGACACGCACGCUGGAACUGCUGCAGCGGGAAGUAGAUGCGUUGCACGCGGAAAGCGAGACACUAACAGCGCUCUUCGCGGCGGAGCGCCGGCACGCCAUGUCCUCGCGGCAUUUGUUGCAGAGCCUGGUUCCACAAGCCGACUACAGCUACGUCGUUUUCGACCCACGGAAGAGAGGAGCGAUUCGACAACAGCUGGGAGGCGGGCACAGAACCGUUCUUGAUGGAGCGCAAGAAAUAAAUGCUGGAGCAGGCGCGACUCAGGUCGGUCAGGGCGACAAAUCAUCUGCGGAGUCUACCGAAGAACAGGAUAUUCCUGCAGGUAACAGCCAUAGGACAGCGUUUAGAAGGAAGAGUGCAUGACAAGGAAUCUGUAAUGAUAUCUCAUUUUUCUGCUCGAUUUUCUUCACAUGCAACUCUAAAGAUGUUGUAACGUAAGUAUCUCGAACGUAUUAAGUACUGAACUGGGUCCCUUGCUUCCUUAUGUCCAUAUAGGAAUCUUGUCUUCGCUCAUUCACAUCAGUGCCUGCCAGCGCUCCCUCGUGGUUCCAAGAAGACGGCGUAAGCGAUGGAGAUCAACUCGGUCGGGCUCUUCGGAAGAUGGACCGCAAGUUGGCGGAAAUUUUGAUUCGGCGUGGCGCGGACGGGCAUCAAGACGCCGUGCCUGUCCCAUGGAAACUCUGGCGUGCCAUAAGGCGGCCGCGGUGAAAAUAGAGCUGCCGGUAACCACCCGAGGCAAGCUCUUUUUCGGCAAGACUUCCCGCCCUUCCAAUUCGAUGAAACCCAAUAGGAAAAAUCGAUCCCACUAAAAAAGUCCUGCGCUGUCAGUCUUACCACACAAGCUUAAAACACCUAGUCGUUUGCCAGGCUGCGACCCGUAGAUACUCCGCUCCUGUGGUCUAUCGAGGGUUGAAGUAAGUGGCUCCGCUCUGCCACCUAAUUGCAGACGCAGAUGCGAUAUCUUUGUGCUACUUGCUCCUUGAAGAUCCUCGCAUCAGAACACGCUACUAGCUAUGAUGGGAGUAGCCGCACUAUAGCACAAAGACCCAAGGCAAAGGCUUUUUCCAUUGGCCGCUGUCGCAGAGAAAAAAGUAGUUGGCAGAUUAUUCGUAUUCCUCGCUAUCGCUUCAUGCCAUG